UUCAUGGAAGGGUAACUGAUUGACUCACGGAAUCUGGGAAGUGUCCUAAAGGUGAUUGCACUGGAGCUGGACUUGGAAGCAUGGGACAAUUUUGUAUAAGGACAAGGCGCACUCCAGGUAGGGAGAAUUGCCUGGGCAAAGACAUGGAAGCAGAAAGGCAGGGGCAGAGGUGCAGAGGCUUGCUGGCCGGAGCAGAUGGAGCAUGAAUUCAGCAUGUGAUGAUGGGGUUCAAAGCCAAGCCAGCGUUGGCACUGCAAGUUGAUGUUGGCUUAAAACUUGCCAGUAUUGGUUAGGGGACCCUGACUAACAUGUGCUCUCUCCCCCUGCAGAGGCUAUGCCACUGAAGCAUUAUCUCCUUUUGCUGGUGGGCUGCCAAGCCUGGGGUGCAGGGUUGGCCUACUAUGGCUGCCCUAGUGAGUGUACCUGCUCCAGGGCCUCCCAGGUGGAGUGCACCGGGGCACGCAUUGUGGCCGUACCCACCCCUCUGCCCUGGAACGCCAUGAGCCUGCAGAUCCUCAACACACACAUCACUGAACUCAGUGAGUCCCCGUUCCUCAAUAUCUCAGCCCUCAUCGCCCUGAGGAUUGAGAAGAAUGAACUGUCACACAUCAUGCCCGGGGCCUUCCGAAACCUGGGCUCGCUGCGCUAUCUCAGCCUCGCCAACAACAAGCUGCAGGUUCUGCCCAUCGGCCUCUUCCAGGGCCUGGACAGCCUCGAGUCACUCCUUCUGUCCAGUAACCAGCUGGUGCAGAUCCAGCCGGCCCACUUCUCCCAGUGCAGCAACCUCAAGGAGCUGCAGCUGCAUGGCAACCACCUGGAAUACAUACCCGACGGAGCCUUCGACCACCUGGUGGGACUCACGAAGCUCAAUCUGGGCAAGAAUAGCCUCACCCACAUCUCACCCAGGGUCUUCCAGCACCUGGGCAACCUCCAGGUCCUCCGGCUCUAUGAGAACAGGCUCACGGAUAUCCCCAUGGGCACUUUUGAUGGGCUUGUCAACCUGCAGGAACUGGCUCUGCAGCAGAACCAGAUCGGGCUGCUCUCCCCUGGUCUCUUCCACAACAACCACAACCUCCAGAGGCUCUACCUGUCCAACAACCACAUCUCCCAGCUGCCGCCCAGCAUCUUCAUGCAGCUGCCCCAGCUCAACCGUCUUACCCUCUUCGGGAAUUCCCUGAAGGAGCUCUCUCCGGGGAUCUUCGGGCCCAUGCCCAACCUGCGGGAGCUUUGGCUCUAUGACAACCAUAUCACUUCUCUACCCGACAACGUCUUCAGCAACCUCCGCCAGUUGCAGGUCCUGAUUCUUAGCCGCAACCAGAUCAGCUUCAUCUCCCCGGGUGCCUUCAACGGGCUCACGGAGCUUCGGGAGCUGUCCCUCCACACCAACGCAUUGCAGGACCUGGACGGGAACGUCUUCCGCAUGUUGGCCAACCUGCAGAAUAUCUCCCUGCAGAACAACCGCCUCAGACAGCUCCCAGGGAAUAUCUUUGCCAACGUCAAUGGCCUCAUGACCAUCCAGCUGCAGAACAACCAGCUGGAGAACUUGCCCCUCGGCAUCUUCGAUCACCUGGGGAAACUGUGUGAGCUGCGGCUGUACGACAAUCCCUGGAGGUGUGACUCAGACAUCCUUCCACUCCGCAACUGGCUCCUGCUCAACCAGCCUAGGUUAGGGACGGACACUGUACCUGUGUGUUUCAGCCCAGCCAACGUCCGAGGCCAGUCCCUCAUUAUCAUCAAUGUCAACGUUGCUGUUCCGAGUGUCCAUGUCCCCGAGGUGCCUAGUUAUCCAGAAACGUCAUGGUACCCAGACACAUCAAGUUAUCCUGACACCACAUCCAUCUCUUCUACCACUGAGCUAACCAGCCCUGUGGAAGAUUACACCGAUCUGACUACCAUUCAGGUCACCGACGACCGCAGCGUUUGGGGCAUGACCCAGGCCCAGAGCGGGCUGGCCAUUGCUGCCAUUGUCAUUGGCAUUGUUGCCCUGGCCUGCUCCCUGGCUGCCUGCAUCGGCUGUUGCUGCUGCAAGAAGAGAAGCCAAGCCGUCCUGAUGCAGAUGAAGGCACCCAACGAGUGUUAAAGAGGCAGGCUGGAGCAGGGCUGGGGAAUGAUGGGACUGGAGGACCUGAGAACUUCAUCUUUCUGCCUCCACCCCUGGGUCCACGGAGCUUUCCCGUGAUUAUUCUUUCUGGCCCUAGAGAAAGGUGUGCCUACCUCUUCCUGACCGGCCUGAUUCUCCCGUAGAGAAGCAGGUCGCGCCGGACCUUCGUACAAUCAGGAAGAUAGAUCCAACUGGCCAUGGCAAAAGCCCUGGGGAUUUCUGAUUCAUACCCCUGGGCUUCCUUCAGGAGGGCUCCUCCUCCAAAUCCUCCCCACCUGUCCUCCAAGAACAGCCUUCCCUGCGCCCAGGCCCCUUCCUGGCCUCGUAGACUCAGUUAGUCCACAGCCUGCUCACUUCGUGGGAAUAGUUCUCCGCCGAGAUAGCCCCUCUCGCCUAACUAUUAUGUAAGUUGAUUUCCCUUCUUUUGUUCCUCUUGUUUGUGCUAUGGCUUGACCCAGCAUGUCCCCUCAAAUGAAAGUUCUCCCCUUGAUUUUCUGCUCCUGAAGGCAGGGUGAGUUCUCUCCUCAAAGAAGACUUCAAACCAUUUAACUGGUCUCUUACGAGCCGUCAAGCAGCCUGGGUUUGGAGACGCUGUGAAAGAGAAGGAAAAUCAUGCCGCUCAGUUCCUGGAGACAGAGCCGUCAUCAGCAUCUCACUUGUGAUUUUUAUCUGGAAAAGGAAGGAAGACCCCAACACAGCAAGCUCAGCCUUUUAGAGAAGGAUCUUUCCAAACUGCAAACUUCGCUUUGAAAACUUUAGCCCUUUAAGGAAUGAAAUCAUGUAGGAUUUUGGAAUUCUAAAAACAUUAAAAUCAGCUUAUUGGUACAGGAUAGAGAAAGAAAUCUGGUGCCUGGGGGUCCUUGUGUUCACCCCUAGAGUUCUGUUUUAAAAAUUUUAAUUGAAGCGUAUGUGCAGAAAAGUGGGUACAGCUUGGUGGAUUUCCACAAACUGAACAUACCUGUGUAAUCAGCAUUCAGACCCAGACACAGAGCAUCACCAAUAUCCCCCAUCCUGGGCUUUUCCCAGAGGAGACCGGGGCUUCUGGAGAUGGGCUUACCUAGGACCUGCUCCCCGUGAGCCAGGACGGUCCCCCCACAGCCAGCCUGUGCAAAGGCCCAGUGGCCAGGGGUGGAGGAGAGUAUGUGGGUGUGGACAGGAUGGGAGACUCCGGCCUGCACAGGAGAUCUGAUUAAAUCUGGAGACCCUGAAACCUGGGGCACCCUGGCUGGCCAGGUCAGAAGCAUCCUGACUGCAGAGGUCCGUGCAGCCACACCCCCUUCCCUGCCAGCAAGCUGUCUGCGGCUCGUCGGAGGCCCCUCUGCCUGGAGCCUUUUAUGGGCAUGACAUGCCUGUAUCUGUUUUUAAUUUUCAUUCUUCACUUAGGGGAAGUGAAAUAGCUCAGAGAUGAGAUCCUUUAAUUGAAAACCAAGUGUAACGGAAUCCAGUGUCUUUCUAAUAUGGUAAAAUUCUCCGUCAGCAUCACAGUCAGCUGUCAGCUAAACUUCAGCAUCUCACUUACAGCAGGCAACACUGGGGUACAACGACGGGUCACACUCGGUCUGGGGGCUCCCUGGAGCUCCUCUUGCAUGUGGUCUGGUUAGGAGUUGAGUUGUUUGCUCCCGGGUUAGUCUCCUCCUCGAGUCACAGUCACACGAAUGCCUGUUUUCUCUGGCCUUCCUGCUACAAACAUAUUCACAUGGCGCUCAAGAAGUUAGGCUCAUGGCAACAUGUGGCUUUCUCCGGACAACUGGCCCAGUUUACAGUGAAAUGGAGAAUUUCGGGUCUCCAUGUCUGCCCAGGAAAGAACUUCGGCUGACUCCGCGGGGACUUGGAAAUCCACCACCAAUCCUGACGGGCUCUGAUUAGUUCCCUGCUCUGCAAGACACUGUGACAUCCCCCAGGAUCGGAGCACAGCGCUGGCCACGUUUCCCUUCCAGUUCCUGCACAAAAAACGUCCAGAGGGAUGUUUGCAAACUCUAGUGCACUUUGUAGCUUUUCACUCUCUGUCCCAGGGAAUCUAGGAGAGAUGAGGCCGGUCAGAGACAAGACAUGUCAUCUCCCCAUGGCAAAUCUGGGUCCCCAGGGCAUUUCCAAACUAUUGGUAGUACCUGGAGGACGUGCACCAAGCCUUGCCAGGGCCAACAGGAAGUGAGCCCAGAGCAUGGCACAUGAGCGUCACCCGCUGAUGGUGGCCUGCUGUGCCUGGUGCCAACAGGGGCAGCCCGGCCCGCACCCCUCCAGACGGGAAGCAUGGGUUUGCCCACAUUCCUCGUCUCCAGACCUGUUGGGUGCUCCUGUGAGUGGCCUCUACAUGUCUCUGUGCAUAGGCACAAGUGGGCCAGGGCUGGAGAGACGUGGGAGGCCUCCUCGCCCAGUGGGCCCUGCCAAUCUUAACCCAGAACCCCUGGUAUUCCUGGCAGUAGCCAUGACAUUGGAACACCUUCCUCUCCAGCCCAGAGGCUGACCCGAGGGCCGCUGUCCUCAGAGGACACCACCCAGGAGCACCAUAGGUGAGGGGUGAGGGCCCCUUUAUGUGAACCUCUUGCCUCUUCCUUUCUCCCAUCAGAGUAGUUGGAUGGAGCCAUUGGGCCUCCUUUUCUUCAGUGGGCCCUUCACCCUCUCUGCGCCAUGUUGCCUGGCUGGGGAACUACAAGAAAAGCUGAGUGGAGUCUCCUUUCCAACAGGCUGAUGCAUUUGCUCAAUUCUCAGGGCUAGAAUGAGCCGGCUGGUCCCCCAGAAAGCUGGAGUAGGGUACAGAGUUCAGUGCACUUUCCCCCUCUGUUUCCAGCUCCUUGACAGUCCCACGCCCAUCUGGAUUGGGAGCUGGGAGUCAGUGUUGGAGAAAAGACAACAAAAGCCAACGAGAACCACUAUUUUUUAAGAGGGCUUACUGUGCACAGCUACCCUUCAAAGCACUGGGUGUGGAUUCUCUCUCUAGCCCUCAGCACCCCUGUGGUAGGAGUGCCACCUCUACCAGCUUGUGAUGGGGCACAGAGGCACUUGCUCUUCUGCAUGGUACUCAAUACGCUGGGAGUUGUAUUUAUCUCUCUGAACUUUGUACAAGGGCUCAUGGCUUGUCUUGGCUCGUCAUUAAACCAAAGAAAAUGGAAGCCAUUCCCCUGUUGCUCUCCAAAGUCUUGGUCAUCGGAACCUCACUUGGCACCAUAUAGAUCAAAAGCUUUGUAACUACAGGAAAAAAUAAACUCACCCACCCCUUAAAGAAUACAAUAGCUGGCCCCUCUCAUGGGAAUUGGGCUGUAUGUAUAUUGUUCUUCCUCCUUAGAAUUUAGAGAUACGAGAGCUCUUAGAACUUUUCAUGGAUACAAUUUCCACAACCUUUCAGAUGCCAGUGUAAAGCUGUUGGGAAAGAAUUUCCAAACUCAGGAAGUUUACAGAGAACAGACAGCUAGAGAUAACUCGGGAACCAGAGUUGGUCGACAGAUGUUAGAUGUAUCCUAGCUUUUAGCUACAAACCACUCAAAAGAUUCUGUCCCCAGAUCCCACAGUCAGAACUGGUUCUGGGUGGUUGGGAAGGCAGUGGUGGGCUGGGAAGGAACCACUGCUGUGGUUCAGAGGGGGUGGGCUGGCAAGCCACUUCCGGGUAAAACUCCUUCCGCCCCAGGUUUCUUCUUCUCUUAAGGAGAGAUUGUUCUCACCAACCCUCUGCCUUCAUGCUGCCUUCAAAAGUAGAUCAUGUUUGCCUUGCUUAGAGAAUUACUGCAAAUCAGCCCCAGUGCUUGGCGAUGCAUUUAGAGAUUUCUAGGCCCUCAGGGUUUUGUAGAGUGUGAGCCCUGGUGGGCAGGGUUGGGGGUCUGUCUUCUGCUGGAUGCUGCUUGUAAUACAUUUGGUGUACAGAAUCAACAAUAAAUAAUUUACAUG
Molecule: messenger RNA, 5980 nt
Organism: Macaca mulatta (Rhesus monkey)
Lineage: Eukaryota; Metazoa; Chordata; Mammalia; Primates; Cercopithecidae
Gene: LRRC15
Product: leucine rich repeat containing 15
Cellular component (GO): extracellular matrix
Molecular function (GO): protein binding
Source: RefSeq, a predicted model, not a curated record